CCGGGCUUCAGCCUGGCCCUGGCGCAGGUUUUGCAGGCUUUUGAGGAGAUUCCGGUGUGCGGUGUGCUGGAACAGAUAAAAGAAAAACACAAUCUGGGAAAAGUGAAAAAGAAACUUGUGAGAAAUGCUGCUUUUGGAAACUUUUUUGGAGUUAUGGCUCUGUUUCAAUCAGGCCGGCUUGUUAAGGACCAGAAAGCUCUGCUGGAGAGCAUCCAGCUUCUCCAACAGUUGGCACAUCACCAAGCACACCUCAGAGAUCUCCCUGGAAAAACUCUUGUUGACAUCCUUUCUGAGGUUCCUGAAGCUGUGUUUGAAGAGGUCCUGUUUGGCGUCUUGCAAGCUGACCUCACUUCAGCCUUCAAAUCUCCAGAGAACUUGCAUCUUUUGCUUGUGGGCAUACAGAAGUUCCCUGGUGUUCUGAAACCUAAAAAACUGAAAAAGCUGUUUGGCUCACCUACUAUUGUAAAUGAGGAGAAUAUUCCCAGACUUGUAGAACUUCUGCAAAGUGCUGCCAAGUCUGAGAAGAAGGAUAAGAAAUUGCCCAGUAUAGGGUAUGAUUUGCUACAGGUUUCACUGAAGGAAGGUGCCUUUGAACUCUUCUGGAAAGAAGCUGUGGAGAAUGGGCUAGUCAAGGAGAAGUCAGGACCUGUGAGUUACAUGUGCUACCGGUUGCUGGGCAGUGCUCUCCCGUUGUUGUCGCUGGAUCAGCUACGGAUGGUUCUUAAAGGGAGAGUGAUGCAGCACUAUGGAGAACAUGUGGUAACAACUCAGCUUCCGGACCGAUUCAAAUUUGCUCCAGAGAUGGAAGCAUAUGUAGAUGCAUUUUUGAAUAGCUGCGAUGAUCCAGAGAAGCAGCUGGCAGUGAUGAUUGGCUUCUCUACUCUCACCAAUCAAGGUUAUCCGGUGGUGCCCAGUAUUUGGAGGGUAGUGAGACGCCUGCAGCCAGUGGCAUUGCAGAAAUACAUCGACUGGCUCAAAGACAUGUUCCUUAGGCCAGACUUGGACUGUUGUUUAGACUUUUCAACUAACCGCCAAAAACAGAACCAGGAAAACAUAAAUAUAGCGCGACAUAAGAUGGCUCGAUUAAGAAAAUGGAUCAUCCACCGACUUGUUAGUAUCAUUGAAAGCCCAGUGAAGAAAGAAGAGAACCUUGUGAUGGACAUUUCCAGGUUUUGCUUCUUCCAUGCUUUCUUUGAGACCAAGAAAAAAGCUUCCCAAAUACCUGAGACAAAUGCCCUUCCGUCAGAGCCCCUAGAUGAACAGGCUCAUUCACUGGCAGCAAACUACUUCUUUGGGUUACUUCAGACUUUAAACACCCUGACCGUCUUGGGGGAUACAGCAGAGGCUGCAGCCCUGAGGGAGAAGCACAUCCAUGGCGUGACUGCAGAUGGGAAGCUGUGGAUCUUUCUCCUUGUUGAGUAUGCCAAUGAGCUACUUUCCAGCGAGAAGCAUGUCAAAGCUGUGACGCCUUUUACCAAGGGACAGAGGGAUGCCUGGGAGAGAACACUUCAGUCUGUGAAAAAUUUGCAGAAGAAGGAAAAUAAAUCAGACAGUGCCAAAAUCUUUGCUUUCCAGCAACUUCUACUUUUAAUGGCCAUUCAUCUUUUCAAGAAUCCAGCUGAAACGAUGGAACUUUUGAGUGACCUUCUGGACUGCACGGAGAGGGCGUUUAGCAAGGAACCCAAGAUGAAAAAAAAGACCGAGAACUCAGAGCCAGGAUGGGUUGAGGUGAUUGUGGAAAUCCUUCUCUCCCUCCUUGCCCAGCCCAGCCUGCUCAUCCGUCGGAUCUCCAAGAGCGUGUUUGGACGGAUAUGCCCUAGUCUGACCAAGAGAGGCCUGCAGCUGAUUUUGGAUGUUCUUGACCCGUACCAAGAUCAGGAUGAAGAAAGUGCUGUUGUUGUGAUGGAAGAAUCGGACAGAAAGAUGAAAUCUGCACCGGAGGACAUGGAUGAUGAAAUAAGUGGGGACUCCUCAGAUGAAGGUGGCUCUGAGGAAGAGAAUGACAGUGGAGAUGAAGAUAAGAAUGAAGAAGUCGAUGAAGAUUUUCGCAGUCAGCUGAUGAAUGUUCUCCAAGCAGGGAGUGCAUUGGGAGGAGAUGAGAGCGAUGAAGAGCUGGAUGAUGAGGCUAUGAUGGCUCUUGACAAGAACAUCUCGGCCCUCUUUGCGGAGCAGCAGAAACGGAUCCAGGCAAAGAAGGAUGAGAGAGACAGGAUGCGGAAGGAGAAGAUCCUACGCAGGGAUUUCAAGAUUAAGGUGCUGGAUCUGAUUGAAGUGUUCCUGAGUAAGCAGCCAGAGAACCCCUUGGUGUUUGACAUCAUUGAGCCCCUGCUUCAGGUGAUUGAACAGUGCAUGAGCUCAGACUCUGACAAGCAGGAGGUUGACUUCCUCCAGAAGACAGCCCAUAUCUUCACGAACUCUUUGUGCCGAGCUAAGCAGUACUGCAGGAGACUGGAUGCCCUGCAAGAAGAUUUGCAUGCCUUUGUGGAGAGGCUUGUGAAAAAAGCAUGCAAGCACAAUGACUCUUCAGUGGCUCUCUAUUAUUUCAGUGCAUCCUUAUACCUACUCAAAGUAUUGAAGGGAAAUGUGUCCGAUAAGACACCGACUCCUCCUGCCCCUCUGCCAAAGAAGCAGAGCAGCAACAUCCCACAGGCUUGCCAGCUUUUGAGCACAGGCAGUCUGGAUGUGGACAGGGUGACUGUAAUAUAUCAGGAAGCACUAACGCAAUUCUUGACUAGACGAAACAGUGCCCUUACAGCCUCAAUGUUCCUUGAUCUUUUCAGCCGCUUCCCGAUCAUGUGUAAGCCAUUAGUAGACACUCUUGUCAAGUCUGUCACUGCGGGAGCCAGGCAACAUCAGCAGGCCCAGGCAUGUUUGCUUCUCCAGAAGGUUUUACCGCUUCGUGAGCUGAAGCUCUCCGUGACAGAGGAGGAGUGGGAGGAUCUGAUCAGAGAGAGCAUCAGCCAAGUGACGGAGAGUUUGAAAGUGGCUGACCAGUUUCGGGUGAAGGCUGAGAAAGAGAAAGUUGCCAAGAACUUGGAGCUGUUGAACUUCCUCCUCAAAACCGUGACUCAGCAGAAGCUGCCUGUGGAGUUGGUGGAGGUGGACAAAGUGCUGGUAGCUCUGAACCAGAAAGAAGGCAUUGGGAAGUCAGCACGUCUCGACUCUCUGUACUGGAACGCCAUGCGCUGGCUGAAUUAUACGAAACCCAAGAAAGAGAAGACAGCAGUUGCCAAUAAGCCUGCCCAGGGAGCAGAGCCACUCAAGCGGAAGAAGAAAGGUUUCCUGCCAGAGAGCAAGAAACGCAAGAAUCGCAAGAAACACGUCCAGGAGAAUGGGAUAGCACCAGUCGCUAGUGAAGGUGGAGCCACAGCAGCCCCAGAAGAACAGCCCGAGGGAAUAGACUCCCCUGUGCAGAAGAAAGGCCUUGUGCCCAGUAGCAGGAAACACAAGAAACACAAAUUGGCAGGCAGAGGGGAGAAAGGUGUUAAUGGAGAAGAUGCUGUGGCUGACAAGAAAAAGAGGAAGAAGAGGAACAGAAAAAGGAAAAGUGAUGCAGGUAAUGAAGCUGAGCAGGUUCCAGCUGCUAAGAAAGCCAAGGCGAACGUCAACCAGGAGACCCAACAGAAACAGGGCAAAGCCAAGAAGAAAAGGAAAGUGAAAAAGGCUCCAGUGCUGCAGGAGUAAACUCCAUAGGAGUAAACUCACCCAGGCCUGGCAGGGCCAGUGUGGCUCGGAGGACUGUUUUAAUGACUUUAUAACUAUAUUUUUUACACCCUCCUUGAAUUUUAAUAAACCUUCCAUGAUA
Molecule: messenger RNA, 3805 nt
Organism: Struthio camelus australis
Lineage: Eukaryota; Metazoa; Chordata; Aves; Struthioniformes; Struthionidae
Source: RefSeq, a predicted model, not a curated record